Molecule: messenger RNA, 330 nt
Organism: Aspergillus aculeatinus CBS 121060
Lineage: Eukaryota; Fungi; Ascomycota; Eurotiomycetes; Eurotiales; Aspergillaceae
Exons: 1
Coding region: 60-302 (80 amino acids)
Source: RefSeq, a predicted model, not a curated record
CGGAGGGGCAUCAGGCCCGAUUCUUUGCAACGUGCCUUGUGAACGAUAUCACGCUAAGUAUGCUUGAAGUUGGCCGUCCGAUAGAUCCCGCCAACAACAGGAACGACUUGAAUUCAUUGGUCUCGAUCGACUCGGAUUGGACGAGGCAGCUCAUCGAUAUCUGGUUCCCCAUUCAUCCGUUCUCCGUCCUUGUCUCCAAGACACUCUUGUUGAAGAGUAUUAAGGACGUCUAUGACCAGGCCUUAGUGGCCAUUCUCCUUUCCGACGCAAAGGCUACUUUGGCUUCUUGGUGCCGGGGCUAGUGGAAAGGCAGAAUAAAGGAGUAAUAAG